Molecule: messenger RNA, 1124 nt
Organism: Acanthisitta chloris (rifleman)
Lineage: Eukaryota; Metazoa; Chordata; Aves; Passeriformes; Acanthisittidae
Product: protein FAM160B2-like
Exons: 8
Source: RefSeq, a predicted model, not a curated record
ACGAGAGCAUCCCAGCCAGGCAGACAGACAUUCCCUGGCGCCUCAAGCAGAUGUUGGAUAUCCUGGUGUACGAGGAAAAGCAGCACCCAGCGGGGGAGACAGGGCCAUGCCUCGAGUACCUCCUCCAGCACAAGCUCCUGGAGACACUGGGCACACUGGGAAAGGCAGAGUAUCCUCCUGGGAUGAGGCAGCAGGUUCUCCUCUUCUUCAGCCGAGUGCUGGGGCAGGUACAGCACCCACUCCUGCACUACCUCAACGUCCACAGACCAGUGCAGAAGCUGCUCCAGCUCAGCAGUGACCACCUGGGCUCCAGUACAGAGAAGGAGGAGGUGCAGUUUGCUGCUGUGCUCUGCACCAAGAUCCAGCAGGAUCCAAGCCUGUUGCCAUAUAUCCUGGAGGGAAAAAAGAGCAUCCGGGAUAGAGGGAGAGCCCAGGAGCUGCCAGACAGCCCUGGGGAAGAGGGUGUGGAGCAUUCCCCAGGCACCACUGCCAGCUCCUCCCCACCACGGAAGGACAGCAACCUGGUCACCUCCUUGGUGGGGCUGUGCAGGAGCAAGAAGAGCCGAGUUGCACUGAAGGCUCAGGAGAACCUGCUGCUGCUCACAGGGCUGGCCCAGGAGGCUGCUGCUGCCUGCCUGGUGCGGAGCAGUGCCCUGUGCCAGCUGCUGACAGGGCACCUCUGUGACCUCUACAGCGCCGUGCCCGCAGGCACCGACCCUGCUGACAUCCUCGCCAUGGACAGGGCCAGCUGGAGGUCGCAGGGGGAUGCUGCCAGUGAGGGUGUUUUCCCAGGGAAGGAGAGCUUGGCUGCCUUCCUGGGCUGGCUGGACUAUCUCGAUGAGCUGGUGAUGGGUGCCCACCCGCUUGUGGCUGAUGCCAUCACCAAGGCUGUGGAGGAGAAGUUUUUCCAGGGCAUCCUGCAGCCGCAGCUCCUGCAGAUGUCAGAGCUCGCUGUGCUCAGCGCCACAGCCCUGCUGACAGUGACAGUGAGACAGAUCCGAGCUCCUGCCCUGCUCCACUGCCUCGUCCUCUUCCUGCUGGGGCCACACAGGCACCCCGAGACCCCAGGGGACACCCCCCACCCCCUGCGCUCACAGCUCAUCGACCGCUGCAACCACCUCUCU